AUGGCAGUGCACGGUGACGGAGUUCCGCUCUCAGAAGCGCUACGGUUAUCUAAUCAGACGUUGCCCAAACCGCUCAGUUACUACACUCAGUCACCAGCCACCAUCAUGCCUUUGAUCGAAGUCAUUGCCAACGAUCGACUUGGAAGGAAAGUCCGUGUCAAGUGUAGUCCUGAUGAUACUGUUGGAGACUUGAAGAAGCUUAUUGCUGCUCAGACGGGCACCGACGCAAGCAAGAUCCAACUUAAGAAAUGGCAAGAACCUAUAUAA
This is a messenger RNA of Rhizoctonia solani, 267 nucleotides long. RefSeq lists its product as uncharacterized. Gene Ontology annotation, biological process: protein modification process; mRNA splicing, via spliceosome. The coding region runs from base 1 to 267 and encodes 88 amino acids. Lineage: Eukaryota; Fungi; Basidiomycota; Agaricomycetes; Cantharellales; Ceratobasidiaceae. Gene Ontology annotation, molecular function: protein tag activity. The transcript has 3 exons. Gene Ontology annotation, cellular component: nucleus; cytoplasm. The record is from RefSeq and is a predicted model, not a curated record.